Molossus molossus (Pallas's mastiff bat) is the source of this 564-nucleotide messenger RNA. It is a transcript of the gene CCDC194, whose product is annotated as coiled-coil domain containing 194. The transcript is spliced from 3 exons. NCBI's taxonomy places the organism in Eukaryota, Metazoa, Chordata, Mammalia, Chiroptera, Molossidae. The record is from RefSeq and is a predicted model, not a curated record. The coding region runs from base 1 to 564 and encodes 187 amino acids.
AUGGCUGAGCUGGGGCCAGAGCCGGGGUACGCUUGGCGGGUGCUUGCCCUGUGUGGGGCUGCGGUGUUCCUGGCGGCAGCUGCGGCGGGGGCAGCCCUACUGGCCUGGAAUCUGGCCGCCGCGGCCUCCAGAGGGUCUCACUGCCCUGAGCUGGAGCCCAGAGUCAAUGCCACGGUGCCCCCCGGGAACCCUUUGUGGGAGCUCCAGGAGUUGCAGCGACAGUUGGCAGAGGCUGCUCAACGAGAGGAAGCUCUGGCCAAGCAGCUGGACCAGGCCAAGGGUGUCCAUCGGGAGCUGGAGGAGGCUCUAAGGGCCUGUGAGGGCCACCAGAGCCGGCUUCAGACCCAUCUGAUGACACUGAAGACUGAGAUGGACGAGGCCAAGGCACAGGGGACUCAGAUGGGGGUCGAGAACGGGGCGCUGACAGAAGCCCUGGCGCGGUGGGAGGCAGCGGCCACUGAGUCUACGCGGCUGCUGGAAGAGGAGCAGCGGCGCGCACGCGCGGCCGAGGCCGAGGGGGGAGCCUGCGCGGCCCGGGAGGCGGUGCUUCGGGAGCGUGUGUGA